AUCGACGUCCGUCAUCGCACCGCCAGCAGCCUUUGUCUCAUCUCGUCCAUCUCGUCCACCUCGUCCUCCUCGUCCACCUCGUCCAUUGCCUUCGACACAACUUUGUCAUCCCCAGGCCACUCCUCCUCUCACAUGCCGCCUUUGCCCGAGACGCCCAUAUCGGACGCGGCCCCGCGGGCCAGCAUCCAGGACCUGCCGAACGAGGUGCUCCAGUCCAUCUUUGUGUUGUGUCCCCCAUACCAAUUCUAUCGCCAGCUACCGACGGUGUGCCGACUAUGGAGAUGCCUCGUCAGCAACCGCAGGCCUGUGGGUGCUCUGGCGCUUCGCAUCCUCGUCGAUGAGCUCGAAACAACGGUGCAAUCUCAGCAAGGGCAGCUGAUCCAGGUCCAGCGAAUGCAUUCGGGUGCCUCGCACUCGCCAAUUGUCUUUACCUCGAUCCUGCACGAGUUCAUGGCCUCGCCCAACAUCGACCUCAAGGGUUUAGUCUGCUCAACACCGAGCCUGUCCUCGAGCGACAGAUUCGUCGCUCUCCGCUGCUCAAUCACGGUCCCGUCGUCUUGGAUACGCAAAUGUGGUCCCGACCUGCUGGCCUGUCUCCACGAGGAGAUCACCGUCAAGGCGCAAAUUCCAAACCUGCGACUGAUUCCGCAUACGAUAUAUCUGCCGCCGGUCUCGCCGCUGUCAACUUGCAGCUAUGCUCCGCUGCUCUUUGAGGCUCUGCCGCCCGCGACGCUGUUUGCUACAUUCAUGCCAUCCGAUCCGCUUCCGUCCGUCCAGUCGCUUGUCCUCGUUACUUCCGGAGCAACCUUCAGCACGCAGCUCCAGCAGCUAUCGCACAUAUUCCCCAACAUGACGAUGCUCUCGAUCGAGACCCAGCACACCAGCCAGACUGUUCUUCCAGCCGCCGAGUUGUCGCACCUCGGAUGCUCAGGGCUCGUCGCUCUCCAGAUCGAGGAGCGCAUCGAGUUCUCUGAUCUCUCUGUGGUGCUUGCCCAUCUCAAGUCGCACUGUUCGCGGCUCCGGCUGCUCAAGUACCCAUUCCCACGGCUUGAUGGCCAGCCGCCGCGGGUGCAAUGCGAGAUCGCAGCGCUCAUCUCCGAGACGGCUCUGGUUUCGCUCUCAGCCCUCAGCAACCCGACUGCGUUUUUCUGGACGGCCCUGGCGAGCUUGGACAGGCCAUGUCUGGCGAUGCGCAACCUGACCCUGUCGUACACAUGCCCCUCUGUCGAAGAUCUCCGUGCCCUGGUUGAAUACUUUGUGGUGUGCUUUCCCAAGCUGACCCAUCUCAAGCUCAUCAUCACCAACCUCUUGAACAAGGAGCACGAAAUCCAGACCCGCAAGGUCCUCAAGGGUCUUCGAGCUUUUGGAGCCAAGCGCAGAUCGGCGGCUGGUCUGCAGAAUUCCCCUGCGUCGUUGCAGGGCAGCCUGCGAGUCUUGGAUCUGCGACUGGACUGGCGGAGUCUGGCCAUGGGCGAGAAGCUCGAGUGGAGCCGCGAGUUUUUGGGCUCGAGUAUGAAGGUCACCGUCGGUAUGAUAUGACCGAACGGCAUUGGAUGCACCGCAGGCGAGCUGUCUGUCUGUCUGUCUGGAGGGGUCACCCACAUCGCCGCCAGACAAAACGAAGCAAAGCCCGCUGUUUCAAGACAAGUAGCAUUGUUUUCUGGAUCACGAAUAC
Polychytrium aggregatum is the source of this 1675-nucleotide messenger RNA. RefSeq lists its product as uncharacterized. The record is from RefSeq and is a predicted model, not a curated record. Lineage: Eukaryota; Fungi; Chytridiomycota; Chytridiomycetes; Polychytriales. Bases 133 to 1539 code for a protein of 468 amino acids. Gene Ontology annotation, molecular function: protein binding. The transcript has 2 exons.